Molecule: messenger RNA, 1613 nt
Organism: Drosophila gunungcola (fruit fly)
Lineage: Eukaryota; Metazoa; Arthropoda; Insecta; Diptera; Drosophilidae
Gene: Galt
Product: probable galactose-1-phosphate uridylyltransferase
Exons: 4
Coding region: 397-1449 (350 amino acids)
Biological process (GO): beta-D-galactose catabolic process via UDP-galactose, Leloir pathway
Cellular component (GO): cytoplasm
Molecular function (GO): UDP-glucose:hexose-1-phosphate uridylyltransferase activity; zinc ion binding
Source: RefSeq, a predicted model, not a curated record
ACACAUUCAUAUCAGCACGGCCAGUUGAGUGGGAGAAGUAAAGCUUAUAAAACAAAACAAAAAAAAACAGUUCAAGUAAAAGGCAGAAUGCGUGCUAAACUAAACGGUCGCCCGCAGAGCAAGCGAGAGACAAAGAGCGAGAGUGGAGUGAAAAGAGCGGAAAAAUCGCUUUGGCAGAGUGAAAAACUCAAUCUAGGCACUACGAGUACGAAUACUGGAAUCGGCAUGGGCAUAGGAAUUGGAUUUGGAAUUGGAAUAGCACUCGCACCCCUAAUCGCUACUUGGCAGGUUGACAUUGCGCUGUCCCGUGAAUUCGUUUGGAUGCGGAGCAGACCAUAACUGUAAACAGUAGUCAUAACCCGAUCGGAGUGAUACGAGUGCCAGACUUUUGACACGAUGCAGUUUGUGGCCAGUGAACACCCGCACCGACGUCUAAAUCCCUUGACUGGACAAUGGGUCCUGGUGUGCCCACAUCGAACCCAACGCCCCUGGUCGGGUCAACAGGAGAAGCCACAGAAGAACGAGCUGCCCGACUUCGACCCCAGCAAUCCCCUUUGCCCUGGAGUCACCCGCCCCAAUGGAGUUGAAACACCUGCCUACAAAAGCACAUAUGUGUUCGAGAAUGACUUUCCGGCCCUGGUGGAAGUGGUGCCCGUUCCCCCCAACAGCGAUGAUCCUCUGUUCCAAAUUGCACCUGCCCGUGGCAAUUGCCGAGUGAUGUGCUUCCAUCCCAAGUCGAAUCUCACGUUGCCCACGAUGAGUGCAGAAGAAAUUGGCGUUGUUAUCGACGAGUGGAUCAGCCAGUUCAACGAGCUGAGUGCGAAGUACGCCUGGGUUCAGAUAUUUGAGAACAAGGGAGCCACCAUGGGCUGCUCCAAUCCCCAUCCGCACUGCCAGAUCUGGUCAUGCUCGUUUUUGCCGACGGAACCGCAGCUGAAGCAGGAGCGUCUGCGUUCCUACUACACCACCAACGAGCGACCCAUGCUGUCCGACUAUGUGGAACGGGAGCUGCAGCGCCAGGAGCGGAUCGUGAUCGAAAACCCCGACUGGCUGGUGGUGGUGCCCUUUUGGGCCACUUGGCCAUUCGAAACCAUGCUCAUCUCACGGAACAACAACAAGCGGAUAAACGAUCUAACGCUGGAACAGCGCCAAAACCUGGCGGUAACCAUCAAGGAGCUGACCACAAAGUAUGACAACUUGUUUCAAUGUUCGUUUCCCUACUCGAUGGGCUGGCACGGAGCACCAACUGGGCCGGAGCAUGCACACGCCUCCAGUGCCCAUUGGACUCUGCACGCCAUCUACUAUCCGCCGCUGCUCCGAUCAGCAACCGUACGCAAGUUCAUGGUGGGAUUCGAACUACUGGCCAUGGCCCAGAGGGAUCUGACUCCUGAGCAGGCAGCCCAGCGGUUGCGGGAGGUUGAUGGAAAGUGUCAUUACCUGGAGAAAUAAUUUCGCUUAAGUUAACUUUCAAAAUCACCGCCAGCUGAAACAGGUGGUGGGAAUUGGUAUAAUAUGUAAUAAAAAACAGUCAAAAUCCAAUGAUUUUAAAGUACUAUUGUUGUAAAUACUAAAUAGCUAUAAACAAUCACUUGUAAAUAUAUGAUUAAAUAAUG